AUGCGACCUCUCUCUCUCUCUCUCUCUCUCUCUCUCUCUCUCUCUCUCUCAGAAACUUUUAUCAUUAUCGUCCAAUUUAUUUCUGUCUUUCUUGCUUCAUUUAUUUUCUUUUUUAUCCUUUUUUUCAUUAACAUCCCGCUCUUUCUUCAUUUAUUCAUUUUCUUUCUUUAUUUCUCUUUCAUUCUCAUUCAAUUCAUUCUUCAUUUAUUCAUUUCCUUUCCUUUAUUUCUCUUUCAUUCUCAUUCAGUCCAUCCUUCAUUUAUUCGCUUUUUUUUCUUUUUUUUCUUUUUCAUUUUCAGUCCAUUUUCACAUUUAUUCAUUUCAUUCUCUUUCUUUUCAUUAUCAUUCAAUUCAUUCUUCAUUUAUUCAUUUCCUUUCCUUUAUUUCUCUUUCAUUCUCAUUCAAUUCAUUCUUCAUUUAUUCAUUUCCUUUCCUUUAUUUCUCUUUCAUUCUCAUUCAAUUCAUUCUUCAUUUAUUCAUUUCCUUUCCUUUAUUUCUCUUUCAUUCUCAUUCAAUUCAUUCUUCAUUUAUUCAUUUCCUUUCCUUUAUUUCUCUUUCAUUCUCAUUCAAUUCAUUCUUCAUUUAUUCAUUUCCUUUCCUUUAUUUCUCUUUCAUUCUCAUUCAGUCCAUCCUUCAUUUAUUCGCUUCCUUUUCUUUUUUCUCUUUCAUUCUCAUUCAAUUCAUUCUUCAUUUAUUCAUUUCCUUUCCUUUCUCUUUCAUUCUCAUUCAAUUCAUUCUUCAUUUAUUCAUUUCCUUUUAUUUAUUUCUCAUUUAUUCAAUUCAUUCUUCAUUCAUUUAUUCCAUUUUUUUUUUUAUUCAGUCCAUCCUUCAUUUAUUCUUUUUUUUUUUUUUUGGUUUUCAUUCUCAUUCAGUCCAUUCUUCAUUUAUUCAUUUCCUUUUCUUUCUCUUUCAUUAUCAUUCAAUUCAUUCUUCAUUUAUUCAUUUUUCUUUCUUUCUUACGUUUUCAUUAUUAUUCAAUUAAUUCUUCAUUUCCGUUUUUCUUUCUUUUUAAUAUCAUUCGGUUCGUUCUUCAAUUAUUCAUUGCUUUUCAUUAUCAUUCAGUUCAUUCUUCUUUUAUUCGUUUCCUUUUUUCUUUCUCUUUCAUUGUCAUUCAGUUCUUUUUGUGUCUUCUAUGUCCCUUUAGAACAACCAUUAGAUCCAUCAGUUCAUUCUGUUAUCAAUCUCUCUCUCUCUCUCUUUUAG
Molecule: messenger RNA, 1203 nt
Organism: Acanthosepion pharaonis
Lineage: Eukaryota; Metazoa; Mollusca; Cephalopoda; Sepiida; Sepiidae
Source: the annotation of a GenBank genome assembly